AUGGUUGGCGAGUUGGUUCUGCUAAAAGCCAAGCAUAUUCACUAUAUUGAAGCCCUCGAUAAGAAGCAGGAGUCUUACGAGUAUUGGCUGACUGAGCAUUUGAGGUUGAAUGGUGUAUACUGGGGUUUGACCGCACUGUGUCUAUUAGAUGCCAAGGAAACGUUCAAUAAGAAUGAAGUUAUUGACUUUGUCAUGAAAUGUUAUGUGGAGGCUACUGGCGGUUUUGCAGCUUUCCCUAGACACGAUGCCCAUCUGUUGACCACGUUAUCAGCCGUUCAGAUCCUUAAGACCUACGAUUCAUUGGACGUCCUAUCGUCAUCUCAAUUGGAAAAAUGUGUAAAAUUUGUCAAGAGUAAUCAACUGAGUGAUGGAUCUUUCCAAGGUGAUAAAUUCGGCGAGAUAGACAUCAGGUUCGUCUAUACAGCGCUAAGUACCCUAUCGAUUCUCGAGUUAUUGACACCAGAAGUCGUCGAUCCAGCAGUCAACUUCAUAUUGAGAUGUUACAAUUUUGAUGGUGGAUUUGGUUUAUACCCGGGGGCAGAAAGCCAUGCAGCAUGGGCGUUUACUUCGCUUGGAGCACUAGCCAUUGUAGGUCGAUUAAAUGAUCUAAGUGAGAAUCAGAUAAACGAGAUUGGGUGGUGGUUAUGUGAACGACAAGUUCCAGAAGGCGGUCUCAAUGGUCGUCCUGGUAAGUUGCCUGAUGUUUGCUACAGUUGGUGGGUUUUGUCAUCGCUUGCUUUAAUCGAUAAACUAGACUGGAUUGAUUACGAUAAAUUACGAGAAUACAUCUUGAAAUGUCAAGACGAGAAGGGAGGAAUAAGUGAUAGGCCCGAUAACGAGGUUGAUGUCUUCCAUACCUUGUUUGGUAUUGCCGGUUUGAGUUUAAUGGGAUUUGGGAACUUGAUACCAGUGGAUCCCGUCUACUGCAUGCCUGUAUCAGUAACAAAAACUAUCAAGAAAUAUCCUUAUAAUUAG
Molecule: messenger RNA, 975 nt
Organism: Torulaspora delbrueckii
Lineage: Eukaryota; Fungi; Ascomycota; Saccharomycetes; Saccharomycetales; Saccharomycetaceae
Gene: BET2
Product: Rab geranylgeranyltransferase BET2
Exons: 1
Coding region: 1-975 (324 amino acids)
Biological process (GO): protein geranylgeranylation
Cellular component (GO): Rab-protein geranylgeranyltransferase complex
Molecular function (GO): Rab geranylgeranyltransferase activity
Source: RefSeq, a predicted model, not a curated record